Camponotus floridanus (Florida carpenter ant) is the source of this 3421-nucleotide messenger RNA. RefSeq names its product protein unc-45 homolog B (gene unc-45). Bases 509 to 3328 code for a protein of 939 amino acids. The transcript has 5 exons. Lineage: Eukaryota; Metazoa; Arthropoda; Insecta; Hymenoptera; Formicidae. Gene Ontology annotation, molecular function: Hsp90 protein binding. The record is from RefSeq and is a predicted model, not a curated record.
UGAAAGUACAAAAAGUGUAGUUGUAUGAAACGAAUAAAAACAGAGCAAUUAUUUAACAUAAAGUUCGAAAUGUAUGGCUUGAUAAACACAUGGAAGAGAUGAUUGAUACAACGAAACAUUAUGAAAAAUAUACAAGUACAUAUCGCCAUAAGUCAUCGCAUCGAGAAUUUUCGAUUGGCAAUAUAAUUAAAUUACGCCGGUAGACCGGAAGCAUCAUUCGGUCUAUCUUUAACCCUAAUGCUCCCACUUACAUGUGUUGAAAAGGCAUUUUGCCAAAAAUAAACCUUCACAAAUGUGUCAUAGCGUCUGGAUAGUUCUACGUCCUUUAUAUAUACGAGCGGCACUAAAUCUAACAUCAUUCAUUCUGAGGAUGACCUGAUUAUCCUUUUUAAAUCGCAGUUGUAAAAUUGAGAGAAAGUGAUAAGGUGAAUCGUACACUGUAUUGUGCUCUUAAAAACUCGUUCUUCCUGCAAUUUUUUUACUUAAAGAGUUAACUUGUAAUUACAUCAUGACAAAAUCAGAUAUGACUGCACAAGAGUGGAAGGAAAAAGGUAAUGAAGAAUUUAACAAAAACAACUGGUCAGAGGCUUUAAAUUGCUAUACAAAUGCAUUGAAAUUAGUAAAAGAAGAUAAUGCCGAGAAGGCGAUAUACUAUAAAAAUCGAGCUGCUGCUUAUUUAAAAUUACUUGAUUAUGAGAAAGUGAUCAAGGAUUGUGAUAAUGCAUUAGAGAUAUGUUCUAAUGAUCCUAAGGCCUUAUUUCGUAGAUGUCUGGCACUUGAAGCAUCGGAGAGAUUUGAGGAGGCAUAUCGAGAUGCGAGAAAUAUUAUUUUAUCUGAUCCUAAUAAUAAAUCUAUUCAACCUAUAGCAGCACGAUUACACGAAAUUGUACAGGAACGACAUAAAGAAAUGUCACGCAUUAGUGCUAAAGUAUCACAAAUGCUAGACCUAGCCUUUGAUAUAAACAUGGAUAGAGAAAAGCGUGAAACCGCUAUGAAUAAUUUACUUGUGCUUGCACGUGAGAGAGCUGGAGCAGAAGAGAUCUUCAAACAAAAAGGCGUAUCUAAAAUAACAAAAUUCGUCAAAGUUGAAAAAAACGAGGAAAUAAUCUGCAAUACGAUCCGGAUUAUAGGCGAAUUAUGUAAAAAUAAUAUUAGUCGAACUGAGUCUGUUAUAAGAGAUAUCGGUGUGCCUUGGUUUUUGGAAAUGAUAAACAGUAAACUUGCAGAGAGAGUCAAUGCAUCUCAAUACUGCUUACAGAUCAUAUUAAAUACUUAUAGUGGAAUGGACAAUAAGCCUGAUUCAAAACCUGACAAGACUUUAUGCGAGACGUAUAAAAAAGAAAUAGAUACAAUUCUAUCAUGUCUGUUGUACAGCAUAACAAAUAGAACAAUAUCAGGUCUUGCGAGAGAUGCAAUAAUAGAACUCAUUAUGCGUAAUAUUCAUUACACUGCAUUAGACUGGGCCGAGCGAUUGGUCGAACUUCGCGGUUUGCAAAAAUUGAUGGAAGUAGCCAGUGAAAUGGAAGAAUACAAAUAUGAAUCCUCAAUGGACAUUACAUCUUCCACGCGGACUAUAACCAGUGUUUGCUUGGCUAGAAUAUACGAGAAUAUGUACUAUGAUGCUGCUAAAGAACGAUUUAGAAAUGCUAUUGAUGAAUUUAUUAAAGAUAAAUUACUUACACCUGAUAUAGAAUCUAAGGUUCGCAUAGUAGUUGCAAUAACAACUUUAUUAUUGGGUCCAUUAGACGUUGGAAAUGCAAUUGUAGCUAAAGAAGGAAUUUUAGAAAUGAUUCUCGUUAUGGCAGGGACAGAUGAUUUAUUGCAGCAAAAAGUCGCUUGCGAAUGUAUUGUUGCCGUAGCGUCCAAAAAAGACAAGGCCACCGCGAUCAUAAAUCAAGGUGUAAACAUAUUGAAAAAGUUAUACCAAUCUAAGGAUGACUCAAUCCGCGUUCGGGCAUUAGUGGGAUUAUGCAAGUUAGGAAGCUCAGGAGGCACAGAUGCAACUAUCAGGCCGUUUGCGGAUGGAGCAACAAAAAAAUUAGCCGAAGCCUGUAGACGAUUCUUGAUUAACCCGAAGAAAGAAAAGGAUAUGAGAAAGUGGGCUAUAGAGGGUCUAUCUUAUCUCACUUUUGACGCCGAAGUUAAAGAGAAAUUAAUAGAAGAUCAACAGGCCAUUCAAGCUAUGAUCGAGCUCGCCAAAACUGGCGAUCAGUCUGUUCUCUAUGGCGUGGUCACAACACUGGUGAAUUUGUGCAAUGCUUACGACAAGCAAGAGAUCAUACCCGAAAUGAUUGAAUUGGCGAAAUUCGCAAAACAACAUAUUCCUGAAGAACACGAACUAGAUGAUGUCGAAUUUGUGAAUAAGAGAUUGUGCGUGUUAACUAAGGCUGGUGUAACUAGUGCUUUAGUCAGCCUUGCUAAGACAGACAGUCACAAUAGUAGAGAAUUGAUAGCGCGCGUCUUUAAUGCGAUAUGCAGUCAACAGGAAGUGAGAGGAAUAAUCGUUCAACAGGGUGCUGUAAAAGCGCUAUUACCGCUAGCGCUGGAUGGCACGACCAAGGGAAAGAAACAAGCUUCGCAAGCUCUAGCUCGUUUGGGAAUCACAAUAAAUCCCGAAGUAGCAUUUCCCGGUCAGAGAAUGAUGGAGGUUGUUCGACCAUUCAUAAAUCUCCUAAAUCAAGAAUGUUCUGCUCUCGAAAAUUUCGAAAGUUUAAUGGCUCUGUGCAAUCUAGCUGGCAUUAACGACAGCGUGCGAAAACGGAUAUUGGAAGAAGGAGGAUUUCACAAGAUCGAGGCCUAUAUGUAUGGGGAUCAUGAUAUGCUGAUACGUGCAGCCACGCAAGUUAUGAAUAACUUGAUAAUGUGUGAGCAAACAAUUCAAUAUUACGAACAAGAAAAUGACCGAAUCAAGUAUCUAGUAAUACUCUGUGAAGAUGAAGAUCAAGAUACUAGUAUCGCAGCUGCUGGAGCUCUGGCGAUGCUAACAUCAGUUAGCAAAAAGGCUUGCGAAAAGAUCUUUGAUUCGAAAAAUUGGUUGGAGUCUCUACGUUUUUUACUCGCCAAUCCAAACUGCGAUGUACAACAUAGGGGUGUUGUAAUCGUACUAAACAUGAUAAGAAGCACAAAAGAUGUCGCUGCAAAACUUAUCGAAACAGAUAUAAUGGAAAUACUGAUGGCAUUGAGUAAAAAUGAUAUGGUGGAAAACAAACAAAUUAGAGAAUUAGCAUCCACUGCUUUGGAUGCUGCUGCCGAGUGGAAUUUGAUCAAGAAAAACGUCGAUGAAAACGAAUCAACAGAAAGCACUAGUAAUAUUGAACAUGUUGAUUAAGUAAAUGAUAUAUGAACAUGUUGAUAUUAAUUCAUAUUUAUAUGUCGCAUAUAAUUUAUUAAGUCAAGUGACAUUUAUGUUUAUUAUUAAAAA